Messenger RNA from Eucalyptus grandis, 1254 nucleotides. RefSeq names its product probable pectin methylesterase CGR2. The record is from RefSeq and is a predicted model, not a curated record. Gene Ontology annotation, biological process: pectin metabolic process. Lineage: Eukaryota; Viridiplantae; Streptophyta; Magnoliopsida; Myrtales; Myrtaceae. Gene Ontology annotation, molecular function: methyltransferase activity.
UGCAAAAUUCUUGCUUUUCGCCCCGCUAAGCAAUUAUAAGCUCCUCUGCUCUCUCUCUCUCUCGCGGUGCGGGAGCGCAUUUCCCAGAUCCAAUCUGACAUUAUCAUCAUUCAUCCGUCCGUCCUCAAGGUCCCCCCUUCAGACCCCCGAUGCGGUGUUCUCGUGCUUGAUUCGAUCUCUCGCCAGAUUGCGCUAGCAGGGUCGAGGCCUGUCAGAUCGGGUAACCAUGUCGAGGAGGCAAGUGGGCUCCACGCGUAGGUUUGUGGAUACCGGAAGCUUCCCAUUCGCAGGAUCUUUACAUUCAAAGUCUCGAUUCCCCCUGUUGUCCAUCGGCCUAAUUCUUGUGGGAGCAGCCCUGCUCAUUUGCCUUGCUUAUGGUGGCUCAGGCAUAUUUGGAGGUAACAAAAUUGCAGUUAGCAAGGUUGAAGGUGACUUCUUGUGUACAUCAGAAGUACAGAGAGCCAUUCCUCUUCUGAAAAAAGCAUAUGGUGACAGUAUGCGCAAGGUUUUGCAUGUGGGUCCUGAUACUUGUUCAGUGGUUUCUUCACUGUUGCAAGAAGAAGAAACUGAAGCUUGGGGUGUGGAACCAUAUGAUAUAGAAGAUGCUGAUGCAAGCUGCAAAGGCCUUGUUCGUAAGGGCCUUGUACGUGUUGCUGAUAUCAAGUUUCCUCUCCCAUACAGGCCAAAGUCUUUUUCCCUCGUAGUUGUAUCAGAUGCUUUGGACUAUUUAUCUCCUAAGUAUUUGAACAAGACUCUUCCCGACCUGGCAAGGGUUUCAUCUGAGGGUAUCGUAGUUUUUACUGGUUUCCCCGGUCGACAAAGAGCUAAAGUUGCAGAAUUGUCUAAAUUUGGACGACCGGCAAAAAUGCGGAGCUCGUCCUGGUGGAUACGCUUCUUCUUGCAGAUGAGCUUGGAAGAGAACGAAAGCGCUGGUAAGAAGUUUGAGCAAGCGGCUUCCAAGAAGUCGUAUGAGCCGAACUGCCAAAUUUUUCACCUGAAAUCAUACCACUGAUAUCGCAACAUCAUCAGAUUGGCCUGUGACUAUAAAGUUGCCUCUGUUCCCAGAUUAAACAAGUUACUCUUUGGUUUAUCGAUUUAGCAGUAUAGAUGAAUUCAUGUAACUUGAUGCUCUGUUCCUUUAGCACAACCCCUCUUUAUCUUUAUAGUGAUUAAUUCAUUCAUCAUAUUCACUUCACAGUACCUCCAUGUAUUUCACUAUUCGAUUUGAAAUGAUAUGAUUUUGUUCCACUUUCA